Peniophora sp. CBMAI 1063 is the source of this 1461-nucleotide messenger RNA. The record is from the annotation of a GenBank genome assembly. Lineage: Eukaryota; Fungi; Basidiomycota; Agaricomycetes; Russulales; Peniophoraceae.
AUGUCAUCCGAGGAAGAUGAAGAAAUGCCUUACGAUCCGGAUUCGGAGCUUGAAUGGGCCAGGGAUAAGCUCGAGAAGACUGCAGACAGUAAUGCCGAAGUAUACGAGCACUUGAAGGAUAUCUGUCACCGCUUUCAACUCGAGAACUAUAAGUUGCGACAACGACUUUCCGACUCUACCCCGGACGCUCUGCGCGAUCUACGCGACGAGAAUAGGGAACUCAAGUCUCAGGUGGCCUCCUUACAUCAGGAGAAUCAGAAACUGCAGGUGGAACGUGACGAGAGCGCUCGACAAUUGCAAAGGCUUUAUCAGCGAUUGCAACUUGUUCUCGCCGAGACCUUUGAAGCCACAUCGUACCUAGCAGUUGGACAGAGCAAUCAUCCAAGUUCUCCACAUUCUCCUGCGACGCUUCGGCCUCGCCGCCCGCCUUCCCUUCCACGACCGUCUUCUCGAGCUUCCGUCGCCACAGCAGAGCUUGUAGACACCACAUGCCGGACUUGUACCACCCGUACGCAUGCCUCUACACCACCCCCGUCGAGACCCGUCCUCUCGCACUCUCCUUCAUCGACGACCGCUUUGGGUGCACCCUUCACGGAUGCGCGAGACUUGGUCAUCGCAGGUCCUAAUAGCGCGAAGAAGGGCCACCUUUAUGGUGGCCAGCCUCGCAUGCGAACUCGUGUCCGAAGUGGGGAUUUCGGCAGCCCAAUGCGCGUGCCUUCCACUUCUGCUCUGACCGUCACGAAUCGCAUGACAUCGCUCACGAGUAGCCCCGGAGCUAUAAGUGAGAUAGAGGGACCUUCUGUGCAGUACGACCAUGAUCAUUCACAACCCUCGGCGUCCCCGAGCACCCGGGGUACAUCUUCCUCUCGUCCGAAGUGGCGUAUCCACUUCGCAAAGGCGCCCACAACUAGCCGUAUAGCUACCAGCUUCGUCACUCAGGGAACACUUUCUUCGACCCUUGGAUUCGACCGCGAUAUUGACAAUGUGUUAUCCUCGUUAGGUCAGCGCGAACCGAACAGCAUGCGUCUCGUCGUUAGGGAAGGUUACGGCUUCAUCUUCGACCCUGUUGUUCUUGAGAAUCCACGAGCAACAUACCUUGUUGAUUGGGGCGAUGUGAUCAAGAACGACGAGGUCACUCGAUACAUAGCCUCGUUGACGGCCAAUGAUAGUACUCUGCACACUUUCAUAUAUUCAGCCAAAAAUCUUGGAUGGCUAUACCUCGGCCACUGCGAAUGGGAUGUGACUGAAGAAGUCGGGACCGUGUGGAGCAUGCUUAAUUCAGCCGCCCAAAAAACACUUGCAGGCCGCCGCGCCGCUCAACGGUCACCUGCUCAAUUCUUACACAAGUUGGCACACUCCGAGCUAGUGCAACUAGUCGUCCAUCUCAAGCCAGUGGACGAUGUUUCGCAGGAACAGGCCGUACUCAGGCGACUCCAGCAGGCCAUUUCCGUCACGGCAUGA